UGUUAUACAAUCUUUAAUCAUCGCACGACAUUGCGGUAAAUGAAAUUUCAUAUCGAACAGCGCCCACAGUCAUAGUCAGUGUGUUCUAUUGUGCAAUUGUAGAGAGUACUAAGUGUAAGCGGUCAUAAGACCGCUCAAACUAUCGAAUAAUUAUAUAUAUGUAAGCAGAAGCCAUGAUGCUCGGCGUUCAUAAACGUACUGUCAUUUUUUAUAUAGCGCUGCUCUUUUUUCAACAAACGCAACCACUUACAAAAGCAGCCAACUCGAAAACCAUAAAUGGAAGAAAUCCCGAUACAUAUUGCGAUAUUGGAGGGUGUGCGUGCACUGCAACUGCUGUGACGUGUCAGCUGAAGGAUUGUAACGCUAGUGGUCCACAAUUUAUAGGCGUACGUCGCAUAGAAUAUGCAGCACCUUCAAAUCACUGUACAUUAAAAACACGCACAAAAUACAACCACCUGUUCGUGCCACGCAUAAUUGUACCAGUGAUUAAAAGUUAUCUUAAAGAAUCCGAGUUUUCAAUGGAAAAUUGUCUGCAAACGCCAGAAGCGCUGCGACAGAAGAAACUAAGCUAUUACGGCACAGUAGUGCACGAUAAACUUAGUGCUGCUAACGGAGGAGAAGAUAUUUAUUUUCAAAAUUCGCACAAUUUAUGGGAACUGAACCAUAUAAGCGAAAAUGCUAGCAGUGGUGAACUAAUCGCGCAGCUAUUACUCGAUUUGGAUCAACUUAAGGAAUUGGACUUGACAGCUGAUUGCACAGGUGGCGCCAAUAUAAUUCCCGGCGACUUGCUGCAUACAUUAGACACGUUAGAGACGCUGCGCUUGGACAUCAGCGGCGCAAGGCCACAAUUGACAGCGGCGCAUUUCCGCGAUUUAAAAAAACUGAAAAUAUUGCGCUUGGAUGAUAAUCGCUUGCGCACGCUUGCUGCAGAUAUUUUUAAGCCAGUAUACAGUUUAGAGCAUUUAAACUUAUCACUGAAUGCGCUGGCGAGGCUACCCGCUGAUUUGUUAUCGGCGCAAUAUAAAUUGAAGUCGUUAGAUUUGAGUUACAAUAAACUCAAAUCGCUGCCGCACAACUUUUUUAAGAGGCAAGAGAACUUGGAGGUAUUACUGUUGGCACACAAUGAAUUCAGCAUGCCCAAUAAUGUUAUAGAACAUUCUGUGAACUUUUUCAAUUUGCGCGAAUUCGAUUUGAGCUACAAUCAAUUGAGCGGGCUGCGCGGCACGGGUUUGUAUGAAAAUAAAACGAUUUUAACGCGUCCGAUUCACACGCGUUUUAGCUACUAUUCCGCUUUAAACUUACAUGUUAAUUUAAGUCACAAUAACAUCAGCAUGCUCAGCUUCGAUUGGUUUAAAUACAUUAAAGAUUGCUACUACACUUACGAUCUCUCGCAUAACAACAUCAAGCAUGUAACGUUUUUGAAGCAUCCAGGUGUAAAUAUGGUGCGCUGCUGGCGGAAAUGGCUUCUCGCCAAUAAUCCGUUACAUUGUGAUUGCCAGUUGGCUUGGUUAAUAAAUAACGGUUAUCAAUUUGAUACUAGUGAUUGGCGCUGCACAUUUCCGGAAUACUUGUCCACACGUGCGCUAAAUGCGCUUAAUAGCAGCGCGCUCUGCAAUUGGUCACCUGCUUCAUGUCCUGAAAAGUGCGCUUGUAGUUAUGAUACUAGCGCGCUCUUAGUUAAUUGUACUAAAGCGCAACUUUCGCAGUUACCAAGCAUACCGCGCCCAGAACAGGUGAGCCGCAGUAGUACAACGUUAAACAUCAACAAUAAUACAUUAUAUGAACUGCCGUUGAACACAAGUUUUGGCUACGCACAAGUAACGCGCUUGUAUGCCGCUUAUAAUAAGCUGACCAGCAUACAUUCAAAGCGGCUGCCGCCUAACUUGACGGUACUGGAUGUGCGCGCUAAUAAACUAGAGCGCUUAAGCAAUUAUUUUUUACUAAGAUAUGUAGAAGCAAGUGAAACCUUAGAAGAACUGUAUAUUUCAGGCAAUCCGUGGAUUUGCGAUUGUGGCGCUGAGCUGCUCUUGCGCGUCGUGCGCGCGCAACGAAAGCGCAUACUCGACGCCGACGCAGCGCUUUGCGCCAACCUACCAAAUGUUACACUUACAGAUGUCAUUUUUACCGAUAUUUGCCACGUCAACAAGUCGCGUGCCAAGAUUUUUCAGUUAGCAUUAGUGCUUACGAUUGUUAUCACUAUGCUCAUUAGCGCCUUUGCGCUUUACUAUAAAUACAAAUUACAAAUAAAGAUUUGGCUAUAUGCGCAUCACAUAUGUCAGUGUUGUAUUACAGUGGAGACACUGGAUAGUGAUAAAACUUUUGAUGCUUUUAUAUCAUACUCGCAUCAACAACAACACUAUGUCAAUCAUAUAUUGCUGCCGCAGCUUGAGCAGGGCGAUCCACCAUAUCGCAUUUGCACACACGAACGCAACUGGUUAGCUGGCGCUUAUAUACCCGAGCAGAUUAUUGAAUCGGUGGAGCAGUCGCGUCGUACAAUCAUUGUGAUGUCAGAUGAUUUCAUCGCAUCGGAUUGGGCGCGCAUGGAGUUUCGCAUGGCGCAUCAGAGCGCUUUAAAUGAGCGACGCGCGCGCAUAAUUAUCAUAAAAUAUGGUGAGCUUACGAAUGUAACGCAAUUGGAUAAGGAGCUGCAGGCCUAUUUGAAAAUGAACACGUAUCUGGACUUUAACGAUUCGCGUUUUUGGCAAAAGCUGCGUUAUGCAUUGCCGCAUAAAAUCGGUAUUGGUAGUAAAUCCGACCAGCACGAAGGACAGAAGCCUAUUAACUUCAUUGGGCAAGAUAAGCUAAUUUUACGAUAAUAAUUAUAAUAAUCAAAAGAAAAGGUUUACAUUCAAGUAGAUUUGAUAGUUGCUAUAUAUAUGUAUAUAAAUAAAUGAAAUAAAUUCUUUUCUAGUGCGAAUAUA
Bactrocera neohumeralis is the source of this 2921-nucleotide messenger RNA. RefSeq names its product protein toll-like. Gene Ontology annotation, molecular function: transmembrane signaling receptor activity; protein binding. Lineage: Eukaryota; Metazoa; Arthropoda; Insecta; Diptera; Tephritidae. The record is from RefSeq and is a predicted model, not a curated record. Gene Ontology annotation, biological process: immune response; toll-like receptor signaling pathway. Gene Ontology annotation, cellular component: membrane. The coding region runs from base 174 to 2816 and encodes 880 amino acids. The transcript has 2 exons.